Messenger RNA from Tribolium madens (black flour beetle), 709 nucleotides. RefSeq names its product calcium and integrin-binding protein 1-like. Gene Ontology annotation, molecular function: calcium ion binding. The transcript has 5 exons. The record is from RefSeq and is a predicted model, not a curated record. NCBI's taxonomy places the organism in Eukaryota, Metazoa, Arthropoda, Insecta, Coleoptera, Tenebrionidae. The coding region runs from base 63 to 638 and encodes 191 amino acids.
UUAUCUAAUCUCAAACAUUAUAAAAUUGAGUAAGAAAAGUUUUUAUCACAAAAGUGGUAACAAUGGGAUCGGCAACAAGUAGUUUUGCAUUGUUAACCGAAGAUAUUUUAGAUGAAUAUUCGAUGUUGACCUACUUAAGUAAAGCUGAAAUUUUAAGAUUAUACAAAAUUUUUUCAAAUUUUGGUACCGAAACCCUUCAAAAUUUCCAUCACCGCUACUCUGUAAAUCAAGUGGAGUUGGCUUUUCCGCAGCUCAAGUAUAAUCCGUUUCGAGAUAGGAUAUACAAAGUGUUUUCGUCCGAAAAAGACGGGAAAUUAUCAUUCGAAGAUAUCCUGGAUUUGUGUUCAGUGAUGUCGCAAAAAUGUCCCGAUAAAGUGAAAGCGGCGUGGGCAUUCCGUAUUUUUGAUUAUGACGAAGAUGGCGCUGUGGGUGAAAGGGAUUUGAUGAUGGUCAUGGACAGGUUAACAGACUGGCAAAAUAGCGGCAAUCGGAUUGACAAAAACGAUCAAAAACAUAUUGUGCAAGUGUUGUUGAAAGAAAUGGACUUGGAAUCGAACGGCACGAUUGGGCAAUUGGAAUUCGAACACGCAGUCGGAAAAAUGUCAGAGUUUCCGCAUUCUUUCCGAUUUGCGUUUUAAUCACAUUUUUAACAUUGUUCCAUUUUUGUACCUACACACAAAAAUAAUAAAACGUUAUCUUUUGUACUUAA